Molecule: messenger RNA, 1310 nt
Organism: Phycomyces blakesleeanus NRRL 1555(-)
Lineage: Eukaryota; Fungi; Mucoromycota; Mucoromycetes; Mucorales; Phycomycetaceae
Exons: 4
Coding region: 63-875 (270 amino acids)
Biological process (GO): barbed-end actin filament capping; actin cytoskeleton organization; cell morphogenesis
Cellular component (GO): cytoplasm; F-actin capping protein complex
Molecular function (GO): actin filament binding
Source: RefSeq, a predicted model, not a curated record
CCUUUCACCUUUUACCUUUUUCUUUUUCUUUCUCACUCUAUCUCUGUCUGUCUCUCUAAAACAUGUCUGAUCCCUAUGACUGUGCCCUUGACUUGAUGCGUAGACUUCCUCCACAGAAUGUGGAAGAGAACCUCGCAAAACUACUUGACCUUGUUAGCCCUGAACUUGCAGAUGACCUCUUGUCGGCAAUUGACCAACCUCUCAAAGUCAAACGCUGCUCAAAAACCGGAAGAGACUUUCUGGUGUGCGAUUACAACCGAGAUGGAGAUUCUUACAGAUCACCAUGGAGUAAUGAGUAUGAACCAGAGCUUUUGGAUGGCACCGUCCCAUCGCGCACAUUGAGAAAGCUAGAGGUUGCUGCCAAUGAAGCAUUUGAUACCUACCGAGAAAUGUACUAUGAAGGAGGAGUUUCUUCGGUCUAUACCUUUGAUAUUGACGACAAAUUUGCUGUAGUUGUUCUCAUCAAGAAAGUUGGAGAUGGUCUGAAACGUAUGAAGGGUGCAUGGGACUCGAUCCAUGUAUUCGAAGUGCAGGAACGCGGUAGAAACGCACACUACAAGUUGACUUCGACAAUUAUGCUCUAUAUGCUGACCAGCAGCCAAGAACUGGGCACAAUGAAUUUGAGCGGAAGUAUGACCCGACAGUCUGAACAGGACUACCCCGUCGAUGACCCUGCUGCCCACAUUGUUAAUAUCGGACGUAUGGUGGAGGAGAUGGAACUCAAGAUGCGCAACUCACUCCAGGAAGUUUAUUUUGGUAAGACCAAGGAUAUUGUGAAUGAUCUCCGCAGUCUCGGUUCGCUUGAGGAAACCAGACGACAGGCCAAGAUCCAGCAGGAGCUUGUCGGUAGACUUAUGGAGAGAAAUGCACGAUAGUCUUAAUGCCACGUCACUAAGAAAGAAGUUACACACGUUUAUUUGGAUACAUAUAUAUUAUAUAUAUAUCUUCUGCUACUUUAUUAAGUGUUACACAUCCUAUUUUUUCUUUUAUUUUCUGUCCUUUCAACCCUCUUUUAUUUUCUCUCUCUCUCUCUUGCUCAUUUGCUCGCGUUCGUUUUCCUUCUUUUUCCUUCUUCUUUACUUUCCUUUUCUUUGUCUUGCUUGUGAUGAAGCUCUUGUUUCUUGUCGCACUCUUGUGCCUGGCAAUAACAGCACAAGCACAGAAACGUAGCAAUGUGCCUUUGAAAACACACUCCAUCUCCAUGCCUUAUAUUGGUGCGUUACAAUGAGUUCAUUCUUCAUUACAAUCUUAUUAUUGCUAUACUAGCAAAUGAAAUAAACCAAAAUAAAUAUAUAAAUAUAUAAUUAAAU